AUGGUCACCGACAAGGAAUUCUGGCAUGGCCGCAAGAAGCAAUUCGGCGUCACCGUCGGCUCAUCUUUCAUGCUGAUCCAGCUACUCUUCCUCACUGUCAUCUCCUACCUCUUCGGCUCCAUGUACCGCCAAAGCACCCGUAUCCACAGCCUCAAGGUUCUCGGCGUCGACUACGACGGUGGGAUUAUCGGUCAAAGUGUUCAGCGCGCCUACGAGAGCCUCGCCGCACCUUCUUUCCCCAGUAUCGAGUUCAAGGACGCAACCGACGGCUACACCGACGUGUCGGAUGUUGUUGAGGCUGUGCGGCGCGGCGACUACUGGGGCGCCGUAUACACGCAUGCAGGAGCAUCUAACCGCCUGGCUGACGCUCUCACCGGCGGCGAGGCCGCUUGGACCUACAACUCAUCUGCAGCCGUCACCUACGUCUGGAAUGAGAUCCGCUACCCGUCGGUUGCAUCGGGCUCUAUCAAAGGCAACAUGGAAACCCUCAUCGCCGUCUCCCGCGUCAUGUACACUCACAUCAACGGCACCGCUGCUCUCUCAACCCUUGACCAGACGGACCAGGACGCCAUAUCCGCCUACCUCAACCCAAUCCAGGCUUCUUCCAUCAACAUCAAGCCAUCUCCGCAAGCCGCCAAGAUGGUCUACAACACGAUCCCGUUGGUCAUGGCCAUCGUCAUGCAAUUCUUCUUCCUCAUGGCCGUCAACGGCGUCGCCUCGUCGCUCCAGCUCUACUCGCACAUCCCCUUCUUCCAAAACCUGGUCGUGCGCGGCGUCCUCUCGCUCGCCUACACGUUCGUCGGCUCGCUCUGCCAGUCGGGCUACUUCUGGGCCUUCAAGGAGUCCUGGGAGCAGCCGGCGUCCGUCUUCGUCCUCGUCUGGCUCUGCAUGUGGCUCUACCAGUACGUGCAGUUCCUCAUCUUCGACGUGGCCACGACCUUCAUCCCCAUGAGCUUCGUGCCCUUCUUCAUGCUGUCCUGGAUCAUCGCCAACAUGGCGAGCACCAUCGCCCCCUUCGAGCUCAGCCCGGGCUUCUACCGCUGGGGCUACGCCCUGCCCGCCCACGAGACGUGGCAGGUGCUCAUCACCAUCUGGUCCAACGGCGCCGUCAACAGGCUCUACCGCGCCCUGCCCAUCAUGUUCGCCUGGAUCGUCGUCAUGUUGCCGUGCGCCUUCUUCGCCCUGAAGUGGCGGUGCAGGAAGGCCGCCGAGGCUGCGGCCGCCGAGGCCGAGAGGAAGGAGAAGGAGAAGGACGAGAUCAAGAAGGAAGUGGGCGGCUCGCUGGCGGAGAAGAUGAGGGGUAAUGGCGCAGCUGGUCGCCCUGCGGUCGACGGUGCUGGUGCCGAGAGGAAUGCCUGGACGGAGUCUGAGUACUUCCCGAGCGUGCCGACGCCAUUUGAGAACACGCUGAGGAGGGUGUUUUCUGCUUAA
Lasiodiplodia theobromae is the source of this 1431-nucleotide messenger RNA. RefSeq names its product Nitrosoguanidine resistance. The transcript has a single exon. Gene Ontology annotation, cellular component: membrane. The record is from RefSeq and is a predicted model, not a curated record. NCBI's taxonomy places the organism in Eukaryota, Fungi, Ascomycota, Dothideomycetes, Botryosphaeriales, Botryosphaeriaceae. Bases 1 to 1431 code for a protein of 476 amino acids.